This is a messenger RNA of Phialemonium atrogriseum, 1107 nucleotides long. RefSeq lists its product as uncharacterized. The transcript is spliced from 5 exons. The record is from RefSeq and is a predicted model, not a curated record. The coding region runs from base 1 to 1107 and encodes 368 amino acids. Lineage: Eukaryota; Fungi; Ascomycota; Sordariomycetes; Cephalothecales; Cephalothecaceae.
AUGUUCAUACCAUUUGAGGUGAUAGCGAAGUGGCCAACGCCAAACAACGUCAGCCCCGAGACUCACAACCCAGUCAUGGUCGUCAUCAUCAUUUUCUUGAUGAUAUGUGUAACGGUUCUCAUGGGGAUUCGCCUCUAUACACGUCAGGUUAUUUCCAAUGGAGCUGGUCUGGAUGACGUCCUCAUUCUGCUGGCAUUUAUUCCAGCAAUAGCAUUUGCUAUUAUCGGUGUCAUUGGAGUGCUCAACCUUGGCUGGGACCGCCACGUUUGGGAUGUAAGACCGGCACUUAUCACCGCCUCCCUUCAGCUGAGUCUAGUUGUCCAGAUUCUCUUCGAUAUCGCGACGAGUCUGACCAAGCUGUCCAUGCUGGCUCUGAUAUAUCGCGUUGUGAGGGCUGGAUUAAGCACGAUGAGAUACUUUAUUGUUUUUUUCGCCUGUAUCGUCGGGCUGAACUGCCUGCUGUUCGUCUUUAUUACUCUGUUUCAAUGCAGCCCAAUCUCGGACUACUGGAAGGUUUCUCUCACUCCCCAGAAGUGUCUCAACCAAGCAUCGCACCUCCUGGCGGCGAGCAUAAUUAAUACGAUAACCGACUUCAUGACCGUGUUCCUCCCGAUCAAGACAGUUCUCGGCCUCCAUCUGCCGAAGAGGCAGCGCCUGAUAAUAUGCCUCCUCUUUUCCGGCGGCAUCGUAGCUAGCAUAGCCGGAGCUGUUAGGACCUACUUCUCGUGGCUAUGUGCAUCCACUCCUGAUCACGACACUACCUGGAUGGCCUACUAUGUGACGCUUACAAGCUCCGUCGAACUAUUCCUUGGCAUCAUAUGCGCCUCCCUCCCCGCGACAAAGCCUUUCUUCAGCCGUUACGGCCCUCGUCUGAUCGGACUGUCGACGGGGUCACAGGCGGCCGAGCCCCUGGCCGCCGAGGCAGGCAAAAGCUCGAGUGACACCGACUUCACGGUCACCGUUCGCCACCACGACGCCGCUUGGUUGCUGCCGGAGAAGUCGGCUCAAAGCCCCAACCCCGUGAGCCCGAUGUCGGCUCCUGACUUGAACAAGCCGUUGCCACAAAUCAGGACGGGGGCUCCGAGACCGUUCUCCUGGGAGGUCUAG